Molecule: messenger RNA, 999 nt
Organism: Brassica oleracea var. oleracea
Lineage: Eukaryota; Viridiplantae; Streptophyta; Magnoliopsida; Brassicales; Brassicaceae
Exons: 3
Coding region: 1-999 (332 amino acids)
Molecular function (GO): nucleic acid binding; zinc ion binding
Source: RefSeq, a predicted model, not a curated record
AUGAAUGGGAGAAGAGAGGAGAUUGAAGAGGCAAAAUUAGUGAAAAAGUUCCUUAAGUGUCUUCCUCGCAAGAAGUACAUACCCAUAGUGGCCGCUUUAGAACAAGUCUUAGACCUCAAAACCACACACUUUAAGGACAUCAUAGGACGGUUAAAAGCGUAUGAAGAACAUGUCUUCGAUGAGGAAGAUAAUCAAGACGAUCAGGGAAAACUUAUGUAUGCAAACAUGCAAACAGAGCAGGCUCGCGACUACAAUAACAAUAACAGAGGCAGAGGUAGUGGAGGACGCUUCUACAACAGAGGACGACGUCGUGGUCGAUACAAUGGAACAACAGAUGCAACUAACCUUACGUGUUUCAGGUGUGAUAAGAAUGGACAUGUUGCAUAUAAUGGCCCGGAUCGCUUGCUUAAGCUACAAGCAACACAAGAAAACGAGAGCAUUGAAACGCAGGAGGCAGACGAGUUGAUGAUGCACGAAGUAGUCUACUUAAACGAAGGGAAGAUCAUACCAAGUAACUACGAAGUGAAGGAUGGCGAAGAGGAUAUCUGGUACCUUGACAAUGAGGCCAGUAAUAAUAUGAGUGUAGAUUGUCGGUAUUUCUCCUCGAUUGAUGAUUCUAUCUCUGGCAAAGUGCGCUUUGGAGAUGAUUCAUGCAUUGAUAUCAAAGGGAAGGGAUCGAUUGAGUUCAUGGACAGAAACGGAGAAGCAAGAAAGAUUACUUACCUCGACUUCAUUCCAAAUCUAAAAAGUAACAUUAUCAGCCUUGGAAAAGUGACUGAGUCGGGAUGUGAUAUAAGGAUGAGAGGAGAGCACCCCAUAAUGCACGAUCAAGAUGGAAAACUCAUCGCCAAAGCAAGUGACUCAAGCAGGUGGCACACAAGGCUAGGGCACAUAAUCCUUGAUACAAUGAAGUCUAUGAUACAGCAUGAGCUAGUCACUGGAAUCCCACAGUUUGAGAUAGAGAAGAAAGUGUGUGGUUCGUGCUUGAUGGGCAAAUAG